AUGGACAGAUACAACUUGCUGCGUGGCGCUAUGGGGUUUCCUAUUGACUCUGAGUUCGGGCGCUCUUUCGCGGCGAUGGAGCAGGAGCGGCGCAAGCUGAUCUUCAACCGCAACAAGAACGUAGUUGUGAAGAUAGUUGGCUGUAGACGUCGGCAGGAGAGCCCUUCGGACCUGGAGCCAGUGAUUCACCUCAACGGCUUCUUCUACUCCGACAGCAAUCCCUACAUUCUUACUUGUGCACACGGUCUUGAAAGCGGUGCAACGGAUUUCUUUGCAUUGAUGAGCGAUGGCAGUGCCUUCAACGAUCAGGUCCCCAUCGAGCUGGUGAAGUCGGGGCAGCGGAAACAGGUCCCGCCUGAUAACGCCUGGGUUGAUUGGGUCCCAGACGUGGCCGUCUUCAAAUGCCCACAGCAGCCCGCACACCCGCCACGACUGCACGGCUCCGUGGCAGCUACCGGUGACAGCGCCUACAUGAUUGGCUUCACUGGACGGGAUGCUCCACAACUGAGCUCCAAUAGCGGCACCGUUUCCAGCGUUCACUUCAUGGGUGGCGCCCGAUCACCCUUCGGUUCCUUCACCAUUGACACGUAUGCCGAGCCAGGGUACUCCGGCAGCCCCAUCCUGAACAUGGACGGCUUCCUGAUAGGCAUGGUGCAAGCCGGGCACGACCCUAACGGUAGCAAGCAGGUGACCGCCAUUCCCGCCCAAGGCAUCAAUGUGUUCCUGCAGACCUGCGGAGAUGUGUUGCCAGGAAUCAAGCCGUAA
Molecule: messenger RNA, 765 nt
Organism: Volvox carteri f. nagariensis
Lineage: Eukaryota; Viridiplantae; Chlorophyta; Chlorophyceae; Chlamydomonadales; Volvocaceae
Exons: 1
Coding region: 1-765 (254 amino acids)
Source: RefSeq, a predicted model, not a curated record